AUGUGUAACGGCACAUCCCUCCCAGAAGCGAUCAUCUUUAACAUACUCUCUGUACUCCCUGUGAAGACUCUCUGCCGAUUCAAGUGCGUAUCGAUCUCAUGUCGUACUCUAAUCUCAGACCCUGUUUUCGCAAAAACACAGCUCGAUCGAAACAACAAACGCGAGAGGCUCAUUCUCAUUGCUUCCUCCCUUUACUCGGUCGACUGCACUGAAGCAUCCAAUAGCGGUGCUGUGACGGCAACCAACCUCAAUUUCCCAUCCACCGGUUGGGGCAAGAUGGUGGGUUCUUGCAAUGGCUUAAUCUUACUAGUAAAUGAUGAACGGACCAUGUUUUUAUGGAACCCAUCCACUAGUGAAUUCAGCGAAUUACCCAAAUGCCCUUUUUAUGCCCUCAAUCCCGUCGUCCCUACAUACACUAUGUAUGGACUUGGUUACGUUUCAUCUUUAGAUGAUUACAAGGUGGUGAUAGUUUUGCAUUAUUCGAAUUCUGACAAGGUGGUGCAAGUUUUGCAUUAUUCGAAUUCUGAUACAUUUAUUGGUGUCUAUACGCUUAGAACCAAUUCUUGGAGUUCAAAUUGGAUUCCUGAUUUCCCCUAUCAUCGUAUUCGUGGGCCGGAGUCGGGGGUUCUUGUAGAUGGCUCUCUACAUUGGUUAGCUUAUAAAAGUUCGAAUCAUCGGUAUGUGAUUUGUGCUUUUGAUCUAACAGACGAGAAAUUCCGGGAUGUAUUGGUACCUAGAUCUCUUAACUACCCCAACCCUGAGACCCCAAAUGAUUUGGGGGUUCUUGGAGGGUGUCUCACUACGCUUGCAUGUCGUGAUUGUUCCCAAAUUGAUAUUUGGGUGAUGAAGGAGUAUGGGGUGAGCGAGAGUUGGACGAAAUUUACAAUCUACAUAAAGAGUAUGCCAUUUGGUCCAACCCUAAUGUUUUCUCCGGUGGAUGGGGUACUACUCCUGAUAGACAGAAAUAAAUUGGUCGCAUGCAAUUUGAAGGAAGAGACAUUAAGGGAUAUAAAGGUGCAUGGCAUUCCAUAUUCGUUUAGAGCAAAGAAGACCUAUGUGGAGAGCCUUAUCUCACCCCAUUACAAUGUGGUAAUGAGAGAAAAUAAAGGCAUUCCGAACUUAAAGAGAGAGAUGAAAUUCCUUGUUAAAGUGGCAUUAUAUUGUUGUAGACUUAUAUUGGGUGAAUAUCCUGAAACAUGGAUUGUUGCUUUAGUUGCAUACAAGUGGCAGAGUCAAUCAACAUUGUUGGAGUGCUCUUCUUCAGUGUUUGCACCACAGUGA
Cornus florida is the source of this 1281-nucleotide messenger RNA. RefSeq names its product F-box protein CPR1-like. The record is from RefSeq and is a predicted model, not a curated record. Gene Ontology annotation, molecular function: protein binding. Bases 1 to 1281 code for a protein of 426 amino acids. The transcript is spliced from 2 exons. NCBI's taxonomy places the organism in Eukaryota, Viridiplantae, Streptophyta, Magnoliopsida, Cornales, Cornaceae.